CUAGAUUACCUGCCCCGGGCGAUCGGGCAAGCCUUAUUGGUGAACAAUUCAACAUACAUGACUAGUUUUACAAGCCUAAAAUAUACAAGGAGCAAUUACAGAUACUUUUGGAAUGAAACCCAACCUGUUGUAUUAGAGAAGCUCCACCCCUCACCUGACUCUCAUGAGACAAACAGGACACAUAAGUUGUUUGUCUUCCUCACUGAAGAGUCACACACAGAUACUGAGAAACAGUCAAUACGACUCACUUUCAGACACUGACGACGCUGUAUGAGGGAAUACUGGAAUACAGGAAUACUGACACUUCAAACUGCUGAGACUCCACGUACUGAAUGUAAGUUUUACAAAAAACACGCCUGAAAAGUGAGAGGGAUUUUCAUGUAAACAUCUACGAAGAGGAGGAAAGCCACAAGGGAUUGAUCUUUGUGUAGAGAAAAUGGCUUCAAGACCAGAAGAGGAGCUUUCCUGUCCUGUCUGCCAUGACAUCUUUAAAGAUCCUGUUGUCCUGACAUGCAGCCACUGUUUCUGCAAAGACUGUCUUAAAACAUGGUGGAGAGGUAAACAAAAACAAGACUGUCCAGUUUGUAAGAGAACAUCGUCUAAGGGAGAACCACCUGUUUGUUUGCCACUGAAGAACCUGUGUGAGGCCUUCUUGCUGGAGAGACGUCAAAGAGCUUCAGCAGGGUCUGAGGCUCUCUGCAGUCUGCACUCUGAGAAACUCAAACUCUUCUGUCUGGACCAUCAGCAGCCAGUGUGUCUCAUCUGCAGAGAUUCAAAAGCACACAACAACCACAGAUUCAGACCCAAUGAUGAAGCUGCACAAGAUCACAGAGAGGAACUCCAGAAAUCCCUGAAGAUCUUACAGGACAAACUGAAGGUCUUUGAAGACGUUAAAGGAAACUGUGAUCAAACAGCAAAACACAUAAAGGUCCAGGCCAGAGACACAGAGAGACAGAUUAAGGAGCAGUUUAAGAAUCUUCACCAUUUUCUACAAGAGGAAGAGGAGGCCAAGAUUGCUGCUCUGAGGGAGGAAGAGGAGCAAAAGAGUCAGAUAAUGAGGGAGAAGACUGAGGCUCUGAGCAGAGAGAUAGCAGCUCUUUCGGAUAUAAUCAGAGCCACAGAGGAGGAGCUGAGAGCUGAAGACGUCUCAUUCCUGCAGAACUACAAGGCUGCAGUGGAAAGAGUCCAGCAGCGUCCCCUGCUGGAUGAUCCAGAACUGGUCUCAGGAGCUCUGAUAGACGUGGCCAAACACCUGGGCAACCUGACCUUCAACAUCUGGAACAAGAUGAAGGAGGUGGUCUCCUACACUCCUGUGAUUCUGGAUCCAAACACUGCUCAUCCAGAACUCAUCCUGUCUGAAGAUCUGACCAGUGUGAGACGCGGAGAGAGACAGAAGCUUCCUGAAAAUCCAGAGAGGUUUGAUAAAUUCAGCUUCGUCCUGGGCUCUGAGGGCUUUAACUCAGGGACUCACAGCUGGGAUGUUGAGGUUGGAGACAAUGCUGGCUGGUUUGUGGGUGUGGUUGCAGAUUCUGUUGAGAGGAAGGAAAGCAUAGGUUUACUGGCCAAAUUAUGGAGAAUAGGAUUAUAUGAGGGUAAACACAAAGCAUUUUCCCCGCUACAUCCCCACACCGUUCUCUCAGUGAAGAAGCUGCAGAGGAUCAGAGUUCAUCUGGACUGGAACAGAGGAAAACUGUCAUUCUCUGAUCUUGACACUAACACACACAUACACACCUUCACACACGCGUUCACUGACAGGCUGUUUCCAUACAUUUACACAAACAAAGAAAUUCCACUUCAGAUACUACCAGCGAAGAUCUCAGUUACAACAGAACAGCUCAGUCAGAGAAGGAGAACAUGAGGAUUUUAACAGUGAAACACAAUAUGCCACUAAAACUUUGGAAGCUAUACUUUUCUGACUCUUUAUUUUUACAUCUCUGACUGCUGAAGCCUCAUAUUAGCUUCAGUUGAAUUUUAGAAUGAACUUUACAGUACGGUUGUGCAAUAUGGACAAAAUCCAAUAUCACAAUAUUUUUGACCAAAUACCUCAAUACUGAUAUUGUGGCAAUAUUGCAGGGAUGACUAUUGGUGCUUUCACAAAAUAUUUACACAAGAUUUUUGAUUAAUAAUCAUCAGUAAUGUGGGUAUAAUGACUAAGUAGGUAGUCAGAAAAAGACAUCACGUUAUUGUACUGCAGCCUUUAAAACCAGGAAAAGACAACAUUAAAGCCAUUUCGUGAUAUUAUGAUAGAUUUUGUCUCUACAGUAUAGAGAUGAGGAAUGAUUACACUGACCAGAAACUCUUUCAGUGUACAUACAUAUCCCCUUCACAAUGGUUUGUAAAAAAUAAAAUGGUGAUCCCUUAAAUUAUCAUCUAGCACCAACCUUAAAAAAGCUAAAAAUGUAAUUUGUCCAAUAGCUUGAUUUAUGACCAAAUAUCUACAAAACCUUGUGUUUCAUGGUAACAAACAAAUGUUGGCAUGCUAACAUGCUAAACCAAAUUGCUGUUUAUGGUAAACAUUAUAUCUGCUAAGCAUCAGUAUGUUAGCACUGAUAUUGUGAGCAUGUUAGCAUGUUAGCAUUUGCUUCAAAGCCCUGCUGUGCUUAGCUAUAGCCUCAAUGAGCAGUUAGCAUGGCUGAAGAGACCCUUAA
Molecule: messenger RNA, 2648 nt
Organism: Thunnus maccoyii (southern bluefin tuna)
Lineage: Eukaryota; Metazoa; Chordata; Actinopteri; Scombriformes; Scombridae
Product: E3 ubiquitin-protein ligase TRIM39-like
Exons: 1
Coding region: 437-1858 (473 amino acids)
Molecular function (GO): zinc ion binding; protein binding
Source: RefSeq, a predicted model, not a curated record